This is a messenger RNA of Auanema sp. JU1783, 1980 nucleotides long. NCBI's taxonomy places the organism in Eukaryota, Metazoa, Nematoda, Chromadorea, Rhabditida, Rhabditidae. The record is from the annotation of a GenBank genome assembly.
AUGCUUUCUUCUCGAAAAGUUUUAAAUUUGUUCAAGAAGGACCUCUUCGCAAAUGUUCGAAAUGCAUCUUCUAAAAAAGGACUGAGGAAACCAAAAAGAGCUAUUGCCCUGCCACCACAAUAUCUCACUCAAUUGAAAUUGUGGCCCGAACUUCUACAAGAAGAAAUAAACUAUGCGGAUCAAAAGAUAGCAGAGAAACUGGAUGAGUCUACGAAAGGGAUGGAACAGCUAGGAGAAAGAGGCCUCAUGCUAUCCUUCUUGAAAUAUAGUCAUAUUAACAAUUGUCCAGUUAAAGGAAAAAUAACAGUGUUUCAACACCAGGAGAAGUCUUAUACACUGCCCAAAUUCCGAAUAGGAACUCCGGUGAUGUUAUGCCCACUCGGAAAGAGUGAGAAAGUGGCCGAAGGCAUCAUGAUGACUUUGAACUCUCAAGAACUGCAAGUAAAAUUCACCAAAAAGUUUGCGGACUUCCAACCUCAUGCAAAAUAUUGUUUAUUUCCUUCGAAUCAUACUGGAAGCUCACAUUCACUGAAGAAUUAUAUCAAAAAUGAUUUUUCAGAAAGUUUUCAUAAAUCAGACUUGUUCUUGUACUCUUGCCGUGGUUUACCAAUGCCUUCAAUACAUAAUGACAAGGUUCACCCAAACAUAGAUACAACUCUGGAUCAAAGUCAGAGACGAGCUGUCGCUGCUGCUUUAAACAAUAAAAGACCAUUCGUUUGUAUAAGAGGUCCUCCUGGAACAGGUAAAACUCGAGUGAUUGCAGAAAUAGUUAGGUUAUUAACUCAGAAGCGACAGAAAGUCUUAGUUUGCGCUCCAACUCAUGUUGCUGUGCAAAAUGCCAUUGAUAAAACCAUGAGUGUUAUGAACAUUGAUGAAACGGAAGAGGAUGAGGCAGUUGAACGUAUCGAAGAAAUAACCAACGCGUUGUCCCAUCAUGAUGAGUACUUUGAAUUGGAAAACAUUAUGGAAGAAAUAGUGGAAGCAAAGAAACAGGGUUACAGCGACGUCUAUCAGCAGCUACAGAAAAAAGCAGCGAGACUCAAGCGGAAAAUUUUAUCAGAGCUACAUACGAAGAGAGAUGUUAUUUUUUCCACGAUCGGCUCUUCAGCUAUUUAUAUGUUAGAGAACUAUACAUGGCAUCCAGAUGUAGUGAUCAUAGAUGAGGCAGGUCAAUGUACUGAACCGUCGGUCUUGCCUGCUAUCUCGAGAGCUCGUAGAUGUGUUUUAGUCGGAGAUGAAAUGCAACUUCCUCCCGUUGUUCUUUCACCAAAAGCGAAGGAUGCAAAACUGCAUGUGUCACUGCUCGAGAGAUUAGUUAAUGAAUUUCCAAAUAAUAACAUUGUUUUUCAACUGAAUGUGCAAUACCGAAUGAACAAAGAAAUAAUGAGAUGGUCCUCGAAUCAGUUUUAUAAUUCGACCCUGGUAGCAGCUGAAAAUGUUUCUGAGAUUAGUGUCAAAGAUAUAUCCAAUAUAUCAGAGGAUCAUCCAGCUAUCAAACCUUUUCUACUGAUAAAUACAGAUUCAUUCAGAGAGCCUAAAUACAAUGAGAGAAGAGCAUUCGAUUCAUAUGAGAACUCAGGCGAAGCUGGCUUGGUAACCAUGUACGUUAAAUUUCUUCUAAAUCAAGGGAUAGAUUCCAGCAGGAUUGGAGUAAUCACGCCGUAUUUUGGCCAAGCACGAGUGAUUAAACGUAUGUUAGACUUAUCAGAAAACCUAUUAGUUUCCUCCGUGGAUGCUUUUCAAGGUAAUGAGAAGGAUGUAAUAAUAUUUAGUUUGGUGAGAAAUAAUAGGAAGAAUCAGAUUGGAUUCUUGAGAGAUUACCGGAGAUUAAAUGUCGCUAUCACACGAGCCAAACGGCAAUUUGUACUCAUUGGAAGCGCUGAGAUGUUGCAAAGCGACAAAAUGAUGAAAUCUCUAUUUCAGGAUUUCAAACAACAUGGAGAAAUCUUGGGUUCAACGUUCGUGAACAACUACUUAUAG